Messenger RNA from Triticum aestivum (bread wheat), 458 nucleotides. RefSeq lists its product as uncharacterized. The transcript has a single exon. The record is from RefSeq and is a predicted model, not a curated record. Lineage: Eukaryota; Viridiplantae; Streptophyta; Magnoliopsida; Poales; Poaceae. Bases 65 to 424 code for a protein of 119 amino acids.
AUGCACAGUAUAUGCAAUAGACAAAUCCAUUCUAAAUCCAAGUCUCACAUCAUUAGUUAUCACCAUGACGGCAACCAUAUUCUAUCUUCUCGCCGCCGUUCUCGCUGCCACCACCGGGACGCUGGUUGCCGGCGCUGGGGACGACGGCACGACGCACAUCCGCCUCUACAUUCACGAGACGUUCUCUGGCGCCAACGCCACCGCGGUCCAUGUCACAGACUCCCCGCUCGGGGGCAACUCCACGUACGGCACCCUCAGCGUCUUCGACGACGAACUCCGUCAAGGGUCCGACGCGGCGUCGCAGCUCGUCGGCCGCGCCCAGGGGAUCACCAUGCAGGCCGACCUGCAGGACUCCGGGGUGUUCUCCACGCUCCUCACCGUGGUGUUUACUAUUAGAGUAGUCAUUAUGGUAUACGACUUCUAGUCCAAGUCAGUUUUGUAGCCCUACCCAAAUCGGU